Messenger RNA from Harmonia axyridis, 2783 nucleotides. Its product is annotated as zinc finger protein 711-like. Gene Ontology annotation, biological process: regulation of transcription by RNA polymerase II. The coding region runs from base 237 to 1553 and encodes 438 amino acids. The transcript has 2 exons. The record is from RefSeq and is a predicted model, not a curated record. Gene Ontology annotation, molecular function: DNA-binding transcription factor activity, RNA polymerase II-specific; RNA polymerase II transcription regulatory region sequence-specific DNA binding. Lineage: Eukaryota; Metazoa; Arthropoda; Insecta; Coleoptera; Coccinellidae.
AUCACAGAUUGAAUGUUAUUUAUAGGUCUAUGAAUCAUAUAAAUUCUUGAAAUAAUUUGAAAGUAAAAAUUGUAAGUUUCAUUCUCACACUUUUUAUGAAAUAAUAAGUUUAUUGAACUCUUUUCUAAUUUCUUUGUAUCAUCAUUCCACGAAAGACAUCACAACUUUUUAUUCUUAGGAUUCUUUAGAAGUUGGUUUUUGAAAGAGUAAUAAUAACAAUCAAUUUAUGCUUCAAGAUGAAGACUAAUGAUCAAACGGAUAAAACAAUUGAGUGUCCAGAAUAUAUUGAGAACUUCGAGACCCUUCCAGCAAAAAUAGAGGAUGUUGACAUUUCCGAACAAUUUAUUGAUGAGAAUGCAGUUCAUGAAAGACAAGAAUACUUGAAAAAUGACUUGGAACAUUUCAAUUUGAAAGGUGAUAAGUGUCACCUGUGUGAUUAUAUUUCGAAUGGUAAACUUCAACUGAAACGACAUAUAAAUUCUAUUCAUUUAAAAUUGAAAGAACAUAAAUGUCAUCUGUGUGAUUAUGCUACAAAUCAGAAAGUUAAUCUUGAGAGACAUAUAGAUUCUGUUCAUUUGUGUUUGAAGGAACAUAAGUGCCACCUGUGUGAUUAUGCUGCAAAUCGAAAAAUGGCAUUAAAAAAACAUAUAAAAUCAAGUCAUUUUAAUUUGAAAAAACAUGAGUGUCACCUGUGUGAUUAUGGUACAAACGUGAAACUUGAUCUUGAAAAACAUAUAAAGUCUGUUCAUUUGAAUUUGAGAGAACACAAGUGCCACAUGUGUAAUUAUGCAGCAAAUCAGAAAUUCAAUCUCAAACAACAUAUAGAUUCAGUUCAUUUAAAAUUGAAGGAACAUAAAUGUCACUGUUGUCAUUAUGCUACAAAUGUGAAACUUGAUCUUGAACAACAUAUAAAGUCUGUUCAUUUAAAAUUGAAGGAACAUAAAUGUGAAUUGUGUGAUUAUGCUACAAAUAAGAAACUUAAUCUCAAGAGACAUAUAGAUUCAGUCCAUUUAAAUUUGAAGAAACAUAAAUGUGACUGGUGUGAUUAUGCUGCAAAUCAGAAAACGGCAUUGAAACAACAUAUAGAUUCGAAUCAUUUGAAUUUGAAAAAACAUAAGUGUGAUAUAUGUGAUUAUGCUACAAAUGUGAAACUUGAUCUUGAAAAUCAUAUAAAAUCUGUUCAUUUGAAUUUGAGAGAACACAAGUGCCACAUGUGUAAUUAUGCAGCAAAUCAGAAAUUCAAUCUCAAACAACAUAUAGAUUCAGUUCAUUUAAAAUUGAAGGAACAUAAAUGUCACUCAUGUGAUUAUGCUACAAAUAAGACACUAAAUCUCAAGAGACAUAUAGAUUCUGUUCAUCUGAAUUUGAGAGCGUACAAGUGCCACAUGUGUAAUUAUGCAGCAAAACAGAAAGUUUAUCUUAAACAACAUAUAGAUUCUGUUCAUUUAAAAUUGAAGCAACAUAAAUGUGACCGGUGUGAUUAUGCUACAAAUUAUAAAAUGUUACUAAAACAACAUAUAGAUUCGGUUCAUUUUAAUUUGAAGGAACAAUAAGUGUUACCAGUGUGAUUAUGCUAGAAGUCAUAAAGUUAACCUCAACAACAUAUAGAUUUAGUUCAUUUAGAUUUGAAGAAACAAAUGUCACAUAAGUGAUUAUGCUACAAAUUAUAAAUAUUCACUCAAAAAACAUAUAGAUUAAGUUCACUGAAAUUUGAAUGAAUAUAAGUGCCAAAUUUGUGUUAAAUUAUCUAUGAGAGUAAGGUACUGAUCAGAAAUUUAAUCAUAAUUGUCGAUAUGGGUUUAAGCUAUCAAUCGGCAAUGUAAUCUCAAAAGCCAUAAAUUCAGUUAAUUUAAAUUUAACGGAUACUUUGAAAGAAUAUUACAUGCAGAACGAAUCAAACAAUAUAUAAUUCUAUUUUUGAAAGUAUCACGACAUAUAAUGUAGAGAUGUGGUAGACAAAGAGACGGUUUGUUGGCGAUAGAGAUGUAUUCUGCUCAUGAGCAGAACAUCAACAAGCUAAAAUAUAUUCUCCAAUUUGCUGAUAACACAACUUUAAUAUCCCAUCACAAAACACUGAAAGAAUAGAUGAAACGACUACAGAAGUUGGCAGAUGACACAGUGGCAUGAAUGAAUUGUUGGAGAAUACAACCCAACCCAACAAAAUCAAAACUCAUCAUUUUCAAUCAUAAAAUCAAUGCCAACUCUCCCAAUAUAUAACUUGGAAGUGACACAAUUAUUCCAGCAGGCCUGGGCAUAAAGAUUGACAACAAGUUGAACUUCAGAGCACACAUCUCUCAUCUAUAUGAACAUGGGAAUCAGAAGUAAAACAGCUAGUACGAUAUAUAAAAUGAUAUGCAAACCUCUAUUGCACUAUGACAUACAAUAUUCACAAAUUCAACAAAAACAGCUCUGAAUACAAUUAAAGUAGCGGAAAGAACUUGCUUAUGAAAAAUUACAAAACUAAGACAUUCCAGCAACCCACUCUACAACCCACCAAUCUGACAACGGAAAUAAAACCAAUACUGGAAAGAAUGCAAAAACUCAGUUAAAAUUAUAUCACAAUCAAAAUAAUAUCAACAUAAUGGAGCCAUUGAUACACCACUACAAUAGAGCAACUACACCAAAGGCAAAGUUGCCACUUGAAAUCACUAGAAUAAUAGUUAUUUGUUUAAAUAUUCUAAUAAUUUCUUAUUGAAUAUGUAAUAUAAAAUUGUAUAUAACUGGCUGGAAGACUGCGGUCGAUAACAAUUUGAUUGCAAGAUCAAUAAAUUUAGUUUCUCUCA